UUUUCGAUGCCGUCUAUAGAAUAACGGUAUCCGUAGUAAAAAUCUUUGCGUUAUCGAAUCGUUUCCUUCGUAGGCUGCGGCCGUCUGCGGUCUUCUUUGAUAUUUUGUGCGUAAACCCGGGUCGAUGAACGAAUUCGGCCGAAGAAUGAGGAAUAAUUAUGCAAUAUGGAAUAAUAAUGGUUAUCUCUAGUGAACUUAUUCGAAAAAGAAUGAAGCACGGGUUAAAUAUGAGGCGUAGAAUGGAUUUUACGGCGGGAUAGCGUGUUGUGUUUGUUUUUGGUGUUUCGGUGGAAACGAUGGCUACCUCUCCUACAAGUAUAGAAACACAAAUAGACAGUUUUUUGGAGCAAUUCAAGAGAAGCGCUUCGAAGGCUAUGGAAGAACGUGUUGACUGGCCUGAUGGACCUUCACCUGGGGCUGUGGUGAAGUCGAGGAGUAGCUGCUUUGCUUUAGACGCAGCGGCAGAAGCAGAAUGCGACGGUUGCAGCAGCGAGGGCGACGAGGGCCGCAGCAUCGGCGAGCUGCUGCUGCCUCAGUACACCCUGGCCACGGGCGGGCUGGCCAAGGACCACCGGCCGCUCAUCACCUUCCCCGACAACAACAACUUCCACCUCGUCUCCGCGCAGGAGUACCGCCGGCUGCUGCUCUACCUCACGUCUGUGCCCUCAUUACUUGAAGCUGAUAUGGGCUUCCAUAUUAUCAUAGACAGAAGGAAAGACAGGUGGAAUUCUGUGAAGACAGUGUUACUUCGAAUCUCCGAGUUUUUCCCUGGAAUCAUCCACGCGGUAUACGUGCUGAGGCCAGCCAGCUUCCUCCAGAAGGCCUUGUCUGAGGUCAGCAGCAAACUCUUCAAGGAGGAGUUCAGGUUUCGGGUGCACGUGUGUUCAUCCAUCGACGAGUUGUACGAGUACUUCGACAGAUCUCAGCUCACGCCCGACCUGGGCGGGGAACUACAGUAUUCACAUUCAGAGUGGAUACAACAGCGAAUAGCCUUAGAAAAGUUUUCGACUCUUAUGAAGGAAAUAUCGAGUAAACUAGAUAACUUUAUGCACGAGAUAGUGGACUGCGAUAUGGGAAACGAUCCCACACAAACCAAAGAAUUGUUAGACUCUCAAGAAACUAGGUAUAAAGCUUUAAAAACGGAACUAGCGUCAGCAACAACGCAGGGCGAAGAAUUGUUGACGCAAGUGCGAAAACCAAAUCUUACUUAUAAUAUUAUUAGUCAUGUUGCUGCUGUUGAAAGAUUAUUGGUGCAACUUGAAGAGACUGAAAAACAAUUUGAUAAUUUCUGGCAGAAACAUUCCACGAAAUUAAAUCACUGGUUAAAAUUUAGAACGUUUUUAUUAAACUUUAAACAAAUGCAGGCGACUUUAGACGGCCAUCUAAAGACAGCGUGCGACAUGACCGAAGUGGGCGAGACUGCGAUCAGAGUGGACAACCUUAUACAAGAGGCCAACGACUUCGAGAAGCUUUGCAACUGUGACCUGGACACCGCUUCUUCUGUGAUUGAUGAUGGUGAGAAACUAAUGCAAGAUCCCCUAAGUUCUGUGGACCAUAUAGAGUCGAAGUGUGAAGAGUUGAGGAGAACGAGUGCUUUGCUCAUAGACAAGAUUCAGAAGAGAAAUAUGUUAUUAACAAAGGCGAGAGAACUUAUGGACAGGAUCGAUAAGGCGAACGAAUGGUGCGCGACGGGUGUUGAGCUGCUAGCAGGGGAGGGUGGUCUGAUAGCCGUGGACAAACUGCUGGAAGACGCCAAGAGCUUCGGGCUGACGGCUCCCGAGCAGUUCCGGGAGAUGCUGAUGCAGACCGCCACGCAGGAGACGAGGGCGUUGGUCACUCAGGUGGCCCAACGCGUAGAAGACGUCUGGCUGAUGGUCUCCGUGAAGAGAGCCACUCUCCAGCGAGCAGCUGCCAAGCCAGCCCGGCCGGUGCAGUCGGUGCCGCCCCAGAGCGCCGCCCUGGCCACACCAGCCAACCACCAGAUGGAAACGUCAGGAGGUUCAGAGAGCUCCGGCGGCGAAGAUGCGGAAGCACGGCGGUCCCGGCGAGGACAUGUUCUGGCCGAGCUGCUGCAGACAGAACGGGUCUACGUGCAGGAGCUGGGCUCCAUCCUCAACCCUGUGAUGACGUCAGGAGGUUCAGAGAGUUCAGGCGGCGAGGACGCGGAGGCGCGGCGGUCCCGGCGUGGACAUGUUCUGCCCGAGCUGCUGCAGACAGAAAGAGUCUACGUGCAGGAGCUGGGCUCCAUCCUCAACCCUGUGAUGACGUCAGGAGGUUCAGAGAGUUCAGGCGGCGAGGACGCGGAGGCGCGGCGGUCCCGGCGUGGACAUGUUCUGCCCGAGCUGCUGCAGACAGAACGGGUCUACGUGCAGGAGCUGGGCUCCAUCCUCAACCCUGUGAUGACGUCAGGAGGUUCAGAGAGUUUAGGCGGCGAGGACGCGGAGGCGCGGCGGUCUCGGCGUGGACAUGUUCAGGCAGAACUGCUGCAGACAGAACGGGUCUACGUGCAGGAGCUGGGCUCCAUCCUCAACGACUUACAGAGGGGACUGAAUGAGAUCAACACCUGGCUAAACAAAUGGCAAAUAAAGGCAAGUGCAGCUAAAUCCAUGCACAUAACAUUCACCCUCAAAAGAGGGGAUUGUCCACCGGUUCAUCUUGGGGAUAAUACUCUGCCUCACACCGACCGAGUAAGAUAUCUCGGUAUGCACCUCGAUCGCAGAUUGACAUGGAAAUACCAUAUUAAGGCAAAGAGAGAAGAACUCAAUAUUAAAUACAAGUCGCUGCUCUGGCUUCUCGGACGCAACAGUAAACUCUCCACAGACAACAAGUUGCUAAUCUACAAAUCCAUACUGAAACCCAUCUGGAUGUACGGAAUACAGCUGUGGGGUAGUGCAUGCAACUCAAACCUCUCCAUGAUACAGAGGCUUCAGAAUAUAAUUCUGCGUACCAUAUCAUGUGCCCCAUGGUUAGUUACAAACACCGAGAUCCACGAGGCCCUGCAGAUGAACACAGUGUUGGAGGAAAUACGAUCCACUGCAGAAAGCUACCAAGAACGGCUGGCCCUGCACCCCAAUGAGCUGGCUUCGGAACUGCUCCAAAAAAGCUAUAGCAAACGCCUCAAGAGGCAUGACAUCCUGAGUCUGCACUGGAGAGUGUAG
Messenger RNA from Ostrinia furnacalis (Asian corn borer), 3158 nucleotides. RefSeq names its product guanine nucleotide exchange factor DBS. The transcript has 17 exons. The record is from RefSeq and is a predicted model, not a curated record. Bases 297 to 3158 code for a protein of 953 amino acids. Gene Ontology annotation, molecular function: guanyl-nucleotide exchange factor activity. Gene Ontology annotation, cellular component: cytoplasm. Lineage: Eukaryota; Metazoa; Arthropoda; Insecta; Lepidoptera; Crambidae.